GGAAGAGUGCUUCGGACACCUGCGAGCAUGACUCGGCCGCGGCAGCACACACGGCACUAGUGCACGCAAGUGUAAAUCUUAACUUGGUAUAUAUCAACAAACCGAGGCUGCAUGGAGCGCCAUCCUAGCGCUGUGUGUGUAGUGUGUACCUUCCCUCCCUAACCCUAUACUUCCCCCGGCACAGGCACCUGUCACGCACCGCUUUCCGGACUCGGACGAUCUACGCAUCUGACUGGCACCCACUCAGACGCGUUAGGGGUAUACGACUUCUGGUUAGUCUCCCACUGUCUCCGGACAGCAAUGGCCGCAGAGCAGUUCGAUGACACGUGGAUAUGGCACCCCUCCUUCACCGAAGAGAGGGCUGACACAGCCGGGCUGUUGGUCCAUUUUCGGAGAGACCUUGUGCUCGACGGAGAGCCCCCCGAGAGCGUGAAGCUCCACCUGACGGCCGAUACGCGGUACAAGCUCUUUGUCAACAGCCGGCUCGUCACCUUCGGCCCCGUCAAGGGAGACUUGAGCAGGUGGUUCUAUGACGAAGUCGACAUCGGCCCGUUUCUCGUCCCGGGCACAAACCGCAUCCGCGUCCUGGUGCUGCGCUUCUUCAACUCCACCUACUACGCUGCCACCUUCCCCCGCGGCCCGGUGGGCGGCCUCCGGAUCGUGGCCGCCGACAAGCAAAACGAGGACACCAGCGGAAGCUCGCUGGCGCACGAGCUCCGCGGCGGUUCAGCAUGGGAGACCGCCAUUGAUCCCUUCACCAUUCUCCCCAUUAACGAGCCCGAGGAUGACUUCCUGCAUACAUACGAAAGAGUUACCCGGCCGGCCGGCCAGGAGCUCGAGUGGGUCGCUGCCCGGAGUCACCGCUUCCAAAAAUCCACCGGCGUCGUGCCACCAUGGCAUCUGUCCCCGCGCCUGAUUCCGCGCAUGGCGCUCAAGACGGCACACUUCACAUCCCUGCACAAUGUUCAAAGCAGGCUCCCUCUGGCGGACUGGGAGGCGGUGCUCGUUCACGGCGGCGGUGGUGCCGAGGACCGCUCGGAGACAAGCCCCCGCGGCGGACUCGUGCUCCCGGCCGGAUCCAGCCACCGCAUUGACAUCGAGGCGCCGCACCACAUGACGGCCUUUCUUCGCUUCCGGUUCGGGCGGUCCUCGACCGCAGGGAGCAAACUGUCUGUGCGGUACGCCGAGAGCUACGAGGACACCCCCGUGCUCGUUCCGUAUCUGAGGCGCAAGGGCCACCGGUGCGACUACAGCAAGUCCCUGUUCGGGCCCGUGGACCAGUACGAGUUGCAAGGCGCAGCACCUCCGGAGCAACUGCUGGGCCACUACGCAGACGAAGAAAACCGAGAGGUUUUCGCGCCCUUCCACUUCCGGUCCUUCCGCUUCCUCCAGCUCACCAUCGACGUCGGGCCGUCCGACCUCGUCUUUGAAGGCGUCGACGUCCAAGAGGCCAACUACCCCCUCGAUGUAGUAGCCAGCGCCCAAGCCGCCGGCCCGGACGCCGCAGGGAUGGACAAGCUCUGGUCGACCAGCGUGCGGACCCUGGUCAACUGCAUGCACGACACGUACGAGGACUGCCCCUUCUACGAGCAGCUGCAGUACGCUAUGGACACGCGCAGCACCAUCCUCUUCACGUACUACGUGUCGGGGGACGACCGGCUCGCGCGCCAGGCCAUGCUGCAGCUGCGGGACUCGUUCCAGCCGGGCCUGGGCCUGACGUCGAGCCGGGCGCCGGCGCACAAGCCGCAGGUCAUCCCGCACUUCUCGCUCUUCUGGGUGGCCAUGCUGGCGGACCACUGGGCCUUUUUCGGGGACGCGGCGUUCCUAGCGCCGUUCGGGCCCGUCGUCGACGCCGUGCUGGGCUACUUCGACGCCCGCGUCGACCGCGCCGCCACGGGCCUCGUCGUCUCAGACAACCGCGACGGCGUCUGGAACUUUGUCGACUGGACCGAGCAGUGGCGGCCCUACGGCAUCCCGCCCGCCGCUGUGCGCACCAGCGUCUGCACGUACACGAACCACCUCUACGCGUACGCGCUCAAGCGGGCGGCCGAGCUCGCGCGCGUCGCCGGCCGCCCGCAUCUGGCCGAGGAGUAUGUGGAGCGCGCGGCGGGCGUUGUGCGCGGGCUGAGGGCCCACUGCUUUGACAGGACCUUCUUCACGGACAGCCUGGCGGCCGGGGCGGACGCGGCGGGCGACUACAGCGUGCAUAACCAGGUCUGGGCCGUCCUGAGCGGGGCGGCGGCGCCCGGGCCGGCUGCCAGGGACAUGCUCCGACAUUGUCUGUCCGGUGAAACAAACGGCCGGUUCGUGCAGGCGUCCGUGUCCAUGGCCUUCUACACGCUGCGGGCGCUGAGCGCCGUCGGCGGCGGGCUGUACGACGAGCUGUUUCACGGCUUCUGGGCGCCCUGGCGUGCCCAGUUGGACAACGGCGUGACGACAUGGGAGGAGGACGCUGUCUCGCAGCGGUCCGACUGCCACGCCUGGGGCUCGGCGCCUCUGUACGAGCUCACGGCCGAGGUUGCCGGGGUGAGGCCGGCCGGGCCGGGCUGGGCGGCCGUCUGCGUCGAGCCGAGGCUCGCGCUGUUCCCCGAGUUCAAGGCCGCAGUGCCCAUGAAGGCGGUCGACGGGUCCCCCACCGGGAUGGUUCAUGUCAGCUGGCGGGGAGUCUCGCCUGGCGUGCAGAGCGUGGCGCUGCGCGUGGAAUUGGCCGAUCCCGCCGUCACGGUGCCUGUACAUGUCAAGCUGCCGGGGCAGCCGGUGCAUGUUCUGGACAGCUCCAGUCCCAUGGACUUUGUGGUCCGGCGCUCAACACAAAAAGCUGUCGUGGAGCAAAACUGA
Messenger RNA from Chaetomium strumarium, 2838 nucleotides. RefSeq names its product Six-hairpin glycosidase-like protein. Gene Ontology annotation, biological process: carbohydrate metabolic process. The transcript has a single exon. The coding region runs from base 301 to 2838 and encodes 845 amino acids. NCBI's taxonomy places the organism in Eukaryota, Fungi, Ascomycota, Sordariomycetes, Sordariales, Chaetomiaceae. The record is from RefSeq and is a predicted model, not a curated record.